Molecule: messenger RNA, 1912 nt
Organism: Ahaetulla prasina
Lineage: Eukaryota; Metazoa; Chordata; Lepidosauria; Squamata; Colubridae
Gene: NOC4L
Product: nucleolar complex associated 4 homolog
Exons: 15
Coding region: 272-1798 (508 amino acids)
Biological process (GO): ribosome biogenesis
Cellular component (GO): small-subunit processome; nucleolus; Noc4p-Nop14p complex
Source: RefSeq, a predicted model, not a curated record
UCCGCUCGGGGCUUUUCCCGAGCCCCCUAACUCACCCAAAGCCCACCCCUCCUCCAUCUCCAAAGCCCACUCCCCACCCCACCCCGACUCCAAGAGGCGGGCAAGGCAUUGAUUUGCAAGGACGCCCGGGGGCGCUGGGUUGCAACUCCUUCGCAACUCCGGGGAGGAGGAGGAGGAGGAGCCGGUGGGCGAGGCGGGGCCUGGCCGGCCUUCCUUCCUUCCGCGCACGUGGGGCAGCAGCCAGUCGAGCCGCGAUCCGGCGGAGGGAACCAUGGCGGAGGCUGCGGUCCGAGAAGCCGAAGUCCGGCUGGCCGCUUGUUUGGAGGAGACGCUGGGCAGCCGCCGAUGCGCCAACCGCGUCUUCGAGAUCCUGGAGCUUUUGCAGGCCGAGGACAAGGAGAUAAUCCUGUGUGCUAUCCGGACGUGCAGCCGCCUCUUCGGAGCUUUACUCACACGGGGCGAACUCUUUGUAGGCAAACUUCCCCCUGAGGAAGACUCUGUCCAAGGAAAUUACAGUGCAGAAGAGAAAUAUAAAAUUUGGAUGAGACAUCGUUACAACAGCUGUACCGCUUGUCUGGGGGAACUGAUGGGACAUGAAGCUUUCCAGGUCAAAGAAACUGCUCUUUGUACCCUGAUGAAAUUUGUUGAAUUGGAAGCCAAACACCCUUUGGUCAAGAACGAAUGGAGUUUCAAUUUCCCGCAGGAGCUUUUACAAGUAGUGGUGGGGGGUCUAAUCCAGACUGAUCAGAAUUCCUCGCUCCUCAUCUCGCGUUUCCAGGAAUACAUGGAACAGGAUGAUGUCCGGUUCUUUGUGAUGAAAGCGGUGGCCGAAAACCUGGGCAACGUGAUGCCAAAGGCCAAACAGGCUCCCUUUCCGAUUUACCAAAAGAAUGCCUUCGCUCUCAUUUCGUCCAUUGUCAUGCCGAGUGAGGAAAGCGAGAUAAAAAGUUUUCUGGUGAAACACGCUAAUCAGGAAGAAUGGAAAGUGUCCAAACUAAAGGAACACAGACGGGCCUUUGAGAGGAUGUGGCUUGGAUUCCUGAAAUACAAGCUACCUGGUAGCCUCUACAAAAAAGUGUUGGUCAUCCUACAUGACUCCAUCUUGCCCCACCUGAAUGAGCCCACCCUCUUGAUGGAUUUCCUGACCGUCGCUUAUGAUGUUGGUGGAGCCAUCAGCCUUCUCGCCUUGAAUGGACUGUUUGUUCUGAUUCUCCAACAUAACCUGGAAUAUCCAGAUUUCUACACAAAGCUCUACAGUCUUCUGGACUCUUCUAUCUUCCAUGUAAAAUACCGAGCCCGGUUCUUCCGUUUGUUGGACUUGUUCUUAUCUUCGUCGCACUUGCCAGCGUACCUGGUGGCAGCUUUUGCCAAACGCCUCUCCCGCCUGGCGCUCGCGGCCCCGCCUGAUGGUUUGCUGAUCGUCAUUCCUUUCAUCUGUAACCUCUUGAGGAGGCAUCCAUCCUGCCUGGUGCUCAUCCACAGGCCCAACGGCCCAGCAGAGAUGCCGGAGGAUCCUUAUAAGAUGGAUGAAAAAGAGCCUUUGGAAAGUAGGGCUCUGGAGAGCUCCUUGUGGGAAAUAAAGACGCUGCAGAACCAUUAUCAUCCUGACGUUGCCAAAGCUGCGGAAGAAAUUAACCUGCCCCUCUCUCAGAUGGAACAGGAUUUGUCCGAGAUCCUAGAAUUGACAACCUUUGAGAGGUGGUUCUGGUUAGUUCUGAAUUUCAACAUUGGCCAGCAGAGGGCAGCAACAACUGUCGGAAGUUUUAAGAAAAACAAAAAAACAACAACCCAUGGCUAGUAGCAAGACGGCAAUGACCAGGUAGUCCUCGACUUAUGCCCUUAAUUGAGUUCAACAUUUCUAUUGUUAAGCGAGACAGAUGUCAAGUGAAUUUGGCCUCAUUUACGAGGCCAU